UGAGAUAAAAGACAAUGGGUCUUUCACAUAGGACAUCUCCUAGAUUAUCCCUCAAUAGGUCUACAGGUCGUGUUCGUGUUGUUUCGCCUUCACUUCAACGCAAAAGAGCUUCGAAUUCUAUCGAAACUGAUCAGAAAGUUGAAUUCUUAGGCAACGGGGAGGAGAUUGACUAUGGCGGCAGCUAUGAAGAAAAAAAUGGUUGGACUGGAAAUAAGGUUAUGGUGGUGGUUGAUUCAAGUCUUGAUGCUAAAGGAGCUCUUGAAUGGGCACUAUCACAUACCAUUCAAAACCAGGAUACCAUUCUUCUUCUUUAUGUUAAUAAUGUCAAAUCCUCCAAACAAGGAAAAGAAUCUCCUGGAAAGAUUAAUUUAAGAGCUUAUGAAAAACUUUAUUCCAUGAAAAAUACUUGCCAAAUGAAGAGGCCUGGGGUGGAAGUUGAGUUGAUAGUGCUUGAAGGAAAAGAAAAGGGUCCAAUAAUUGUGGAAGAAGCAAAGAAACAGAAGGUGUCAUUGUUGGUUCUGGGACAAAGAAAGAAAUGGAGGGUGUGGAGAUUGAUAAAGAAAUGGGCAAGCAAGAGUGCCAUGGGAGGAAUUGUGGAUUACUGUAUCCAAAAUGCUUCAUGCAUGACGAUUGCGGUGAGGAGGAAGAGCAACAAGCUUGGAGGAUAUUUGAUUACCACUAAACGCCACAAAAAUUUUUGGCUUUUGGCCUAGUAUGAUCUCACAGAAAUUGACUAACUCAUUUGGCUGUUCUUCCAUGCAUCAAAAGGUGCAAUUCUGGAUUAGUGAGAUAAAAAUUGACCAUAAAGUUAGGCUAUUUGAUCCUAA
This is a messenger RNA of Mangifera indica (mango), 827 nucleotides long. RefSeq lists its product as uncharacterized. Bases 15 to 713 code for a protein of 232 amino acids. The record is from RefSeq and is a predicted model, not a curated record. The transcript is spliced from 3 exons. NCBI's taxonomy places the organism in Eukaryota, Viridiplantae, Streptophyta, Magnoliopsida, Sapindales, Anacardiaceae.